Messenger RNA from Cladophialophora yegresii CBS 114405, 1941 nucleotides. RefSeq lists its product as uncharacterized. The record is from RefSeq and is a predicted model, not a curated record. Gene Ontology annotation, biological process: transmembrane transport. The coding region runs from base 1 to 1941 and encodes 646 amino acids. Gene Ontology annotation, molecular function: transmembrane transporter activity. The transcript has a single exon. Lineage: Eukaryota; Fungi; Ascomycota; Eurotiomycetes; Chaetothyriales; Herpotrichiellaceae.
AUGGCUUCACAGGCCGAGCACAAGCUCGAGCAUGCCGCGGAAGAGCUUGAACCCUCGGGCGCCGCACCACUCGUCUCAACACAGCGUCCAGAGCCGGAUGCUGAACUUUCAUCGCCGUCCAGCGCCAAUGCCUCAGAAAAGUUCCCCGACCAUGAAAAUGACGUCGACCCGCGGUCACCGGUCGAUAGUGAACCGCCAGUGGAGCAGACGUCAAGGAAACCCGACUUGCACCGGACACAGUCGCGAGCCUCGGAAUUCUCAAAGGCCAGGACUGCAGUGAUCAUGUUUUCUCUGUGCAUGGCAUUGUUCCUGGCGGCUUUAGAUGUCACCAUCAUUACCACGGCUUUACCGACCAUUGCUGAGCACUUCCACAUAAAUGCUUCGGAUUACACCUGGGUUGGAAGUUCAUAUCUCCUCGCCAAUGCUGCGAGCGUGCCGCUAUGGGGCAAGCUCUCCGACAUUUGGGGACGGAAACCAAUCAUCAUGCUUGCCAACGCCGUCUUCAUGGCCGGCAGUCUCGUCGCCGCACUGGCCAAUUCAAUUGGUCUGUUGAUCGGUGGCAGAGUCAUCCAGGGCGUCGGUGGAGGCGGUCUUGUCACGCUUGUCUACAUCUGUAUUGGGGACUUGUUCAGCAUGCGAGAGCGACCGAAAUACUACGGCAUCCUGGGCAUGGUGUGGGCCAUCGCAUCUGGCGUCGGGCCUAUCAUCGGUGGUGCAUUCACAGAAGAAGCCUCGUGGCGAUGGUGUUUCUACAUCAACUUGCCCCUUGAUGGGCUGUCUCUGGUUCUUCUCACCUUCUUCCUGAAGUUGGAGACACCCAAGACACCCUUCCUCGCGGGCGUCAAGGCCAUCGAUUGGAUCGGCGUCCUCACCAUUGUGGGCGGCGUGGUCAUGUUCCUCUUUGGCAUGACCUCUGGCGGCACAACACAUCCCUGGGACAGUGCAUUCACGCUCUGCCUGAUCAUUUUCGGUCUCUUGACCAUCGUCCUUUUCUUCCUCAAUGAGUGGAAGCUGGCGAAAUACCCUGUCAUACCGCUGCGCCUGUUCAAGAACACUUCAAACCUGGCAGCCCUCGGCGUGUGCUUCAUCCACGGCUUCGUCUUCAUCGCAGGAAGUUACUACCUUCCCUUCUACUUCCAAACGGUCAUUGGCGCCAGCCCUCUGCUCUCGGGCGUCUACCUUCUCACCAUGGUCUUGACCCUCUCCUUCGUGUCGACAGCAACGGGCCUCUACAUCAAGAAAACCGGCCGUUUCCGCGACCCCAUCUGGCUCGGCCUCAUCCUCAUGACGCUGGGCUACGGCCUCUUCAUCGACCUGCCAAAUCACCCGCAGUGGUCGAAAAUCAUCAUCUACCAGAUCAUCGCCGGGAUUGGUGUCGGGCCAAACUUCCAAUCCCCGCUAAUCGCACUGCAAGCGCACAUCAAGGGACACGAUAUGGCUGUGGCGACCGCCACGUUCGGGUUCGUGCGAAACCUGUCGACAUCGAUAUCUGUAGUCCUAGGAGGCGUUGUGUUCACCAACGAGCUGAAGAAACAAUACUCCGCCCUUGCUCCCGUGCUGGGCGAUCAGCGCGCUCGCAUGCUCACCUCCUCCUCCUUCGGCACGACCACGGGCAUGAUCCGCUCGCUGCCGGGCCCUGCGCGCCGCGCCGUGGACAUCGCGUACACCAGCUCGCUUCAAAAGAUGUGGAUCUUCUACACCGCGUUUGCGGCCUUUGGGAUCAUCGUCUCGCUAUUCAUUACCAAGACCGAGCUGAGCAGAGUGCAUGAGAAGGCGAGGACGGGGAUUGAAGAGCAAGAACGCGUCAGGCAGGAGGUUCUGGCGGAGAGAGAGGCGCGACGGAGUCGUAAGGGGACGUUGGAGGCGGAUCCUGAGAAAGGGACGCCAACGGUGGGAAGUCCCAUUGCCGGACACUCUGCGCCUUCCAGUCCGGUGCGAUGA